CUCAUCAUCAUUUUGACAAGGUUCUCGGUCCUGAAACUUCCCCGAAGCACAAGCCGAAAUGUCCAGUGGUUGGCAGAUGAACGUGCCACCGGUCAAGUUGGGGUCAAGGUGCUGGUUGUCCUUGAAAUUGCUCUGACUCCUUCUAUGAAUCAUCUAUUAUCAGUCUAUGAUACCUACUGUGGUCCGUUCGAAGAACGUGAAUUUCUUAAUUGAAGUUGCAUCUCGUACCGGCCCAGUAUUUUGCGUCUCCGUCACCGACACGACAACCAGCGUUCAAGAUGCAGCGAAUGCAACGGAAGGUGGGCGCUUUCAUGCCGCGGACAGCGGGCGACGCGCAAGUGAACAUUUUAAUUCAUGAGUUUGAAGAGGCGGAUCGUAUGCUUACUACUCUCAUCGAUGCAUCGAAAGCAUGGCGAGAUGCAUGGUCCGACAUCCUCAUGCGACAAUCGGCGAUUCUAGCAGAGCUGGAGGCCAUAUACAAACCCAUUGCCGCUCCAGACUGCUCCGGCCAAACUCACAUCCCCGCCGAAACGCUGGAGGAGCAGAUGGGGCGAACCUCGACCCUAAAGGAAACAUACGCCGAACUGCGGCAAGAGAUGGUGGAGGAGCUGCAGAUGGUGGAAACCAGAAUUGUCAACCCUGCCAGGGAAACGAAGGAAUCGAUCAAAUUCAUGAAGAAAGUCAUCAAAAACCGGGACAAUAAAAAGCUGGACUAUGAACGAUACAACAGCCGGUGUGAGUCUCUACGAAGCAAGACCAAGCGAUCGGAUCGAGAGAAUGUUUCAUUACAGAAAAAUGAGGUUGAUCUGGAACGAGCAUCCGCCGACUAUGAAGUCGCCGAUGACAGGCUCAAGAGUAGCCUCCCUGGGGUCGUCCAUGGGGCGUUCUCGAUGCUUCCACACCUUCUCAAUGCUCAAAUACUGGUCCAAAAUGCGCUUCUAGGCCACCUUUACACCUCGCUCCACAACUUCUGUCAAGAUUAUGGAUUCGAGUCUCCACCCCCAGAGGUGGAAGUGAUCCUCCGGGCAUUCCAUAGUGCAUUCACGCCGAUAUGCAGGGAAAUCGAAUCCAAUCUAAUGAUGAUCGCUCACGGAAAAUCGGUUCAGACAGGAAAGUCCAGGUCACAUGAGAAUGAAAGGGGAAAAGGUGGCUUCAACAUUCGGAAUGGCUUCUCGCGAAAGCCCAGUGACCAGCCUGCACAACCGUCGCCGCCAUUGAGCAAGGUGAGCUCCUACGGCUCGCAGUCCGCUCCAUCGGAACCUGGACCGAAACCAAAGAUCCCCUCCUUAUCGAGACAGGCAUCCAGCAACCUCCUUUCACCGACGACUAGCCACCAAUCGCACGCGUCCACGGGCACAUCUCCUUCCACACCGUCCACGCUGGAGCAGCUGGGAUCGUAUGGCAACUAUUACGGCCGCGUCCCGUCCGCUGCGCCCAUCAACCGCAUUCCUUCGGCCUCUUCCGUAGGCUAUUUCCCACCUACCACCCCCGGAGCCACGACGUCGGCCGCCGCCGCCAUUGCUGCGGCGAAGAAGAAGCCCCCACCACCCCCGCCGAAGAAGAAACCGAAUUUACAGCAACCGGCGGACUAUGUGGUCGCGCUGUAUGAUUUCGACGGUGAUGGGAAUGAGGACUUGAGCUUCCGCGAAGGGGAUAGGAUCCGGGUUUUGAAGAGGACGAAGAGCAAUAUUGAUUGGUGGGAAGGAGAGCUAGGAGGCGUGAGAGGGAGUUUUCCGGCCAAUUACUGCAAGUAACGUGGAAAUGAUACGCUGCUAACGCCUCGACUGCAGCACAGUCCUCGAUGUUUAUGAAUGGCGGUUUAGGAUAUAAUGUUUGGUGUAUUCAAAUCUAGGAUACGUUGUUUGAGAGGGGGAAAUAGUAU
This is a messenger RNA of Eremomyces bilateralis CBS 781.70, 1882 nucleotides long. RefSeq names its product SH3 domain signaling protein. Gene Ontology annotation, cellular component: medial cortex; Rvs161p-Rvs167p complex; mating projection tip. The record is from RefSeq and is a predicted model, not a curated record. The transcript is spliced from 4 exons. Gene Ontology annotation, biological process: actin cortical patch localization; endocytosis; plasma membrane tubulation. The coding region runs from base 279 to 1754 and encodes 491 amino acids. Gene Ontology annotation, molecular function: lipid binding; protein binding. Lineage: Eukaryota; Fungi; Ascomycota; Dothideomycetes; Eremomycetales; Eremomycetaceae.